Melanaphis sacchari is the source of this 4171-nucleotide messenger RNA. RefSeq names its product guanine nucleotide exchange factor DBS-like. The transcript is spliced from 19 exons. Gene Ontology annotation, cellular component: cytoplasm. NCBI's taxonomy places the organism in Eukaryota, Metazoa, Arthropoda, Insecta, Hemiptera, Aphididae. Gene Ontology annotation, molecular function: guanyl-nucleotide exchange factor activity; protein binding. The record is from RefSeq and is a predicted model, not a curated record. The coding region runs from base 364 to 3366 and encodes 1000 amino acids.
UUGUGAAUAACAAUAAUGUGAUUACGAUUUUAGAAAUAAUAGGUAAUCAUAAUAAUUUUGCUAAUAUCACAUCAACUACACCUUUUACCUGGUAUUAUAAGUACUAAAUUAUUAUAAAUUUUCGUCGGCUGUUAACAAAAAUGAACUAAUCGACAAUCGAAGCGAUUGAUUAAACACCGUCCGAGUUGUGAAUUGACGCAGUUUCGUGUUCUGUGAUCGUAUUUUUCUCGACUUCGUUCCCGUCGAGUCUAGGCUUCCGGUACUCCAAUAGUCCAAUCGGUAGCGUUUGCAUUUUAGCGAUUUAUUUCGAUAAACAUGUAAUCUGCAAAGUCUCUGGUAUCUCGUUUUGUAAUUCUAUGAAGAAUGUCUUCGAUGCAUGAACAAAAACCUUCAAUUAACAAUGUUUUGGAUUUGUUGGCUCAACAGUUUAUUAUAAUUUCUGGUGGUAAAACCAAAGAGGGCUAUUCUAUUAUAUCAUUUCCUGAUAGUGGAAAUUUUGUUGAUUUACCUGACGAAGGCUAUGAAAAAUUAAUAUCUUAUAUUACUUCAGUUCCAUCAUUACAGGAAGCUGAUUUAGGUUUUGUUAUUGUUAUUGAUAGGCGUAAUGAUAAAUGGAGUUCAGUUAGAUGUGUUCUAUUACGUUUAGCAGAAUUCUUUCCUGGACUUAUACACAUAGUUUAUGUGAUCAGACCAAAUGGAUUUUUACAAAAAGCUAUAUCAGAAGUGAGCAAUAAGUUCUUUAAAGAGGAAUUUAAAUUUAAAGUUGUUAUAUGCAAUGUCAUUGAAGAAUUACAUGAUUAUGUAGAUAAUACUGAACUUACUAUUGAGCUUAGUGGUACUUUACCGUAUUUUCACCAACACUGGAUACAACAAAGAAUGGCUUUAGAAAAUUUUUCAAGUGAAACCAAUGAAGUUUCUUCAAUGCUAAAUGAAUUCACUGAACGUUUAGCAAAUGAUACAGUUGAUUUGCCUGACACUAAAGAACAAUCUGCUGAUCUAUUGUGUUGUCAUGCAGUUGAAUAUGGGAGAUUAAAAAAAUGUUUUGCAGAAGCUGUUAAAAAAGGUGAAAUUUUGUUGAUUGAUUUCAAACAAGAUACUGACACAUACCAUGGUACAAUACCAUCAACAGUUACUAAUGUUGCUGCAUUAGAAAGAUUAUUGGUACAAAUGGAAGAAACAGAAAAAGUAUUUGAUGAUUUUUGGGAACAGUUUUCUGGAAGACUAAAGCAGUGUUAUUCAUUGAGGGCUUUUGAAGAAAAUUUUAAUAUUGUUCAAAGUUCAUUAAAUGAAAAUUUGAAAAUUCUAUCUGAAAUGACUGAUGUUGGUGAUUCUGUUGAACGAGUUGAAGUAUUACUUGAAGAGUUGACUACAUUUCAAACAUCUAGUCAUGAAAAAAUAAAGCUGAGUGAAGAUUUAUUAAAUUGUGGCAAACAAUUAUUAGCUUCAAAACGGUUUAUUGUAUUGGAAAGUGUUCAACCAAAAUGUGACGAAGUUCAACGUCUUCUUCAAACAUUAAAUGAUCGUUUAGAAAAACGGCUGCAAACUUUAAAUAAAAGCUGUGAAUUACAGGCCAGAAUUCAAAAAGCUAGUGAAUGGUGUGCCAAAGGUGUUAUGAUUUUGGGCUCAGAACCAGCUGAAAAAUGUGUUAGUGCCGAACAAUCACUUGCGGAAUUAGAAGAGUUUAUGAGUAGUGCUCAUCACUUGAAAGUAGAAAGUCCUAGGGAAUUUUAUUCUUUAUUUGAAGAUACCAUAACACCUGAAACUAAACCUAUAGUCACACAAGUCCUUCAAAGACUUGAUGAUGUUACCACCAUGUGUGACAAACGUUUGGCAAGUCUUAAGCGUUACAUUAAUAAACCACGGCCUAUUCUAUCUGUUAAUCCUGAACCAGCCAUUCCUAUUAAUUUAGCUAAUAUGACUAAGAUUUCAAAUGGUAUAGAUGAAUGUGAUAGAGCUGUUCAAAAUGAAGAAAAUAAUGAUACCAAAACAAAACAUGUUCUCACUGAACUUUUAUAUACAGAACGACAAUAUACUGCUGAGUUAGGCUCUAUACUUAGAGGAUAUAAAGACCAAAUGGAAUUUCCAGAUAUGAAAAACUUAAUACCUGCAAGUUUAAAUGGUAAAAGUGAAGUUCUCUUUGGAAAUCUUGAAAGUAUUCAUAGCUUUCAUAAUCAAUUUUUUUUACCGGCUCUUGAAAGUUCAUCAAGUAUUGAAUCUGUCGCUGUCUGCUUUACAGAUAAUAGGGAGAAACUUCUUCAGCUUUAUACUUACUACUGUGUUAAUCUAACAAGGUCUGAAGAAUUAAGAGAAACAGUUGGAGAAGAUAAUCCUUUUUUUAAAGCAUGUCAAGAAAAGCUUGGACACCGUUUGCCUCUUGGUGCAUAUUUACUUUUGCCUAUGCAAAGGAUUACUAAAUAUCAACUUUUAUUAAAAGAACUAUUGCACAAUGAAAAAAAUCAAAAUUGUAUUAUCAAGUUACAAAAAGCUUUGGAUUGUAUGUUACUUGUUCUCAAUAAUGUUAAUGACAACAUGCAUCAAAUUGGCAUAACUGGGUUUUAUGGUGAUUGGAAUGAUUUGGGUGGUUUACUUUUACAAGGAUCAUUCUCUUUGUGGGUUGAAAACAAGAAAGAUUUAUUGAAAGAAUUAAGACUUAAGCCUAUGAGACGUCAAAUUUUUCUCUAUCAACAGGGAUUACUUUUAUGUAAAAAAGUAUCUAAAGAUAAUAAACCAACAUAUCAUUACAAGAAAUAUUUAAGGAUGUCGCACAUAGGAUUAACAGAAACUGUCAAAGGAGAUUUAUGCAAAUUUGAAGUAUGGUUAGAAGGGCGCCAGGAAAUUUAUACAAUUCAAGCAUCAAAUUUGCAGCAAAAACAACAAUGGGUUUCUGAAAUUAAACGUGUAUUACUUGAACAAUUAGCUGAACUGAAAGGAGAAAAAAUCAAGCAGUAUAUUAGUGCUUUUGGAAAACAUGUAAACUUACGUCAAACACAUUCCUUGGAUAACCAAAGUGAAACAGGAUCUAACCGUAGUAGACGUCCACUAAGUCAUCAUGAAACAACUGAUGAUGAUUCAUCUGACUAUAGUUUGACUGAUGACGAAUCCCUUGAUGGGACAAUUAAACAAAAAAUAACUGAUAGUUAUAUAUCAUUAGCUGAUUAUAAUGCACUUCGACCAACAGAUGCUACAUUAAAAAGAGGUGAUAAAGUAGAUCUUCUAAAAGCUGGUUCGAGUAGUUGGUGGUAUGUCAAAGUUCAUGGUUCUAAAACUGAAGGCUGGGUCCCAGCUGCACACUUAGAGAUUAAUGGUCGUAAAUCUUCUCAUAGUUCUCAAUCUGUUUGCAGUCAUGGGUCUGCGUCUACAGAAUAAGUCAUCCAUGUUUUUAUCUAAUCAAUAAGUAUUUUAUAUGUUCUACAUAAUUGUGAUAUUAAGUAUUUAUUUUGUUUAUUAUUAUUUAUUUAGUCUAAAUAAGACUACCAUUAGUUAUUAAUAAUUAAGUCCUAUUUUUACACGUUUAAAAUUAUAAUGUACUAGUGAGCAUGUCAUUUUUUGUGACAUAAAAUUAUUGUGAGCUUUCUUAGAAUUAGUUCAGGGAACAUUAAAAAGCUUUUGGUAUACAGAUUUUUAAGAUCAGAGUAUGUAUUAGAUGUAUCCGAACUUGAUUGUAUCUUGACCUAGAGUGUAGUGUUCAAAGUGAGAAAUUCAACAGUGUAAUAACUAAUAACCAUUCUUAGAUCAUAAUGUUAUAUGCUAACACUCUUUAUCAUGCCAUAAUCAAGCUCAGGCUCUACUCACAAUUUUAACCAGUACUUGAUUCAGUUGUUCUGUUACAUUAUUCCAAGUCAAUUUCAAUUAACACAACUUCAGAAAUUACAUUGUUCUAACUGUUAUGAAUAUAAAAAUUAGUUUAAAACCCAAUGGGCUUGUGAUUGAUAAUAAUAGAAAUUAACAUUUUUGAUACGUUUGUACUAUUCAUUAACCUCUUAUAAAUUUUGAUACCUCUAGCUCUUGGGCAUUAUUUUCCUGUUUUAGUUCCUCUAAUUCCUCGCGUGUUUUGUUGUAAAGUAUUUUAAACAUAGUUUUGUUAAGUAUAUCAAUGUUUAGAAAUGUUUUUUUUUUUUUUAAAUUGAUAAUGUGAUAGGUAAAUAUUAAAAAAUGUGAUUUUUUUUAUUUA